AUGUUGAUUGUUGAUACUUCACAGAAGUACAGAAUGUUCUUGAAAAGAGUUAACGAAGAAGCCAUAGAAGAGGCAAGAAGAGCUAUGAACCCCAGAUUUACAUCAUUAAGCUACAUCAUUGACCCACAACACUCUUACAACUUCAACACAAGCCUAAGAAACAACAGUCCUUUCAAUUCCCAACCUAGCUAUGGUCUUGGUCAAUCUAGCCACCUGAUGAACAACAAUGCUGGUCUACAUGACUCUGUCAUAAACCGUAGAGCCACCUAUGAUUUGAGCCAAACCGGAUCUAACUUGUUGCCUAUGAGAGGUAGCUUCGGGUUUUCAAAUGGUGGGUUUCCUUUAAAAGAAGAAAAGAGAAGCAUUUCUGGAACAUCUCAAGAGUCUCAAGCUCCUAGAUUUGGACAUCAUGGUACACCAAGCGAUGUUUUGGGUAUGAACUCUAAUCUUAGCACUGGUACUAUGGGUAGUAUUUACGCUGGGAACAGAACAAAUGAAAAUGGAGAUUUGGUUGGACUUGGUAGAAUAAGAGUUAAUGAUAAUGGUAAUGGGAAUAGCUCUACUGGUGGAACAAGAGUUCAUGGUGGAAAUGGUAAUGGCUCACUUGAUGGAAUAAGAGUUCAUGGUGCUAGUAAUGGUAAUGGUGAUGGGUCUCUUGGUGGAAUAAGAGUUCAAGGCACUGCUAAUGGCUCACUUGAUGGAAUAGGAGUUCAUGGUACUAGUAAUGGUAAUGGGUCUCUUGGUGGAAUAAGAGUUCAAGGCACAGGCAGUGGUAAUGGUAAUGGCUCACUUGAUGGAAUAAGAGUUCAUAGUACUCUUAAUGGUAAUGGUAAUGGGUCUCUUGGUGGAAUAAGAGUUCAAGGCACAGGCAGUGGUAAUGGUAAUGGCUCACUUGAUGGAAUAAGAGUUCAUAGUACUCUUAAUGGUAAUGGUAAUGGGUCUCUUGGUGGAAUAAGAGUUCAAGGCACUGGCAGUGGUAAUGGUAAUGGCUCACUUGAUGGAAUAAGAGUUCAUAGUACUCUUAAUGGUAAUGGUAAUGGGUCUCUUGGUGGAAUAAGAGUUCAAGGCACUGGUACUGGUUAUUGUAAUGGCUCACUUGAUGGAAUAAGAGUUCAUGGUACUAGUAAUGGUUAUGGUAAUGGGUCUCUUGGUGGAAUAAGAGUUCAAGGCACUGGUAGUGGAAAUGGUAAUGGCUCACUUGAUGGAAUAAGAGUUCAUGAUACUAGUAAUGGUAAUGGUUUUGGGUCUCUUGGUGGAAUAAGAGUUCAAGGCACUGGUAGUGGUACUGGUAAUGGCUCACUUGAUGGAAUAAGAGUUCAUGCUACUAGUAAUGGUAAUGGGUCUCUUGGUGGAAUUAGAGUUCAAGGCACUGGUAAUGGUUCACUUGAUGGAAUAGGAGUUCAUGGUACUAGUAAUGGUAAUGGGUCUCUUGGUGGAAUAAGAGUUCAAGGCACUGGUAGUGGUAAUGAUAAUGGCUCACUUGGUGGAAUAAGAGUUCAUGGUACUAGUAACGGUAAUGGUAAUGGGUCUCUUGGUGGAAUAAGAGUUCAAGGCACUGGUAGUGGUAAUGAUAAUGGCUCACUUGAUGGAAUAAGAGUUCAUGGUACUAGUAACGGUAAUGGUAAUGGGUCUCUUGGUGGAAUAAGAGUUCAAGGCACUGCUAAUGGUAAUGCUGACGGAUUUUUUGGUGAAAAUAAUUUGGGUGGCUUGAACUGGAAUUUCAAUAACAACAACAUGAGUAACCAUGGAAGUUCAACUUCGUGGUGUCCUUCUGCAUUGUCAGCGUUCUUAGACAAUGAGGAUAAGUCACCCAACAAUCUGAUUGUGCAAACCGAUGGUAUGGUUCCUGUAGUAGAGAAUCCAAGCAUGUUUGUUGAUCCUCAUCAAGGCCUCAACGAGAUUUUCCGCAAUACAUCCAAAUCCCAGUUUGAUAAGAAUCAGGAUCAAGGUAGAGUGGCUGGUGAAAAUCUUGGGGUUUCUACUGCUUAUCCUCUUGAAGACAUUGGUAUUGGGAGUUUGAAUAACGGUAACAAUAAUGAAGAAAUAUUGAACCCUUUUGCUGUUAAUUCGGAAAUGUAUUUUCCAACUGGAGAUAUGAACAUUACAAAUCAGGGUAACAUUAAUGAAGAAACAUUCAACCCUCUUGCUGCUAAUUCGGAAAUGUAUUUUCCUACUGGAGACAUGAACAUCAUAAAUCAGGGUAACAAUAAUGAAGAAACAUUCAACCCAAUUGCUGCUAAUUUGGAAAUGUAUUUUCCUACUGGAGACAUAAACAUCACAAAUCAGGGUAACAAUAAUGAAGAAACAUUCAACCCAAUUGCUGCUAAUUCGGAAAUGUAUUUUCCUACUGGAGAAAUGAACAUCACAAAUCAGGGUAACAAUAAUGAAACAACAUUCAACCCUAUUGCUGCUAACUCGGAAAUGUGUUUUCCUACUGGAGACAUAAACAUCAUAAAUCAGGAACAUGGUAUUGCGGAUUUGACGGAACUCCUAUUUUCAUUCGAUCAGGAUUUUGACGGUGAAGACUUCAUGAAGGGUUUGAUCGAUCCUGACGUCAAUUAA
Eutrema salsugineum is the source of this 2562-nucleotide messenger RNA. Its product is annotated as probable cyclin-dependent serine/threonine-protein kinase DDB_G0292550. The record is from RefSeq and is a predicted model, not a curated record. The coding region runs from base 1 to 2562 and encodes 853 amino acids. NCBI's taxonomy places the organism in Eukaryota, Viridiplantae, Streptophyta, Magnoliopsida, Brassicales, Brassicaceae. The transcript is spliced from 9 exons.